Messenger RNA from Gopherus flavomarginatus (Mexican gopher tortoise), 437 nucleotides. RefSeq names its product ribosomal protein L35a (gene RPL35A). Gene Ontology annotation, biological process: ribosomal large subunit biogenesis; cytoplasmic translation. Lineage: Eukaryota; Metazoa; Chordata; Testudines; Testudinidae. Gene Ontology annotation, molecular function: structural constituent of ribosome. Bases 16 to 405 code for a protein of 129 amino acids. The transcript has 4 exons. The record is from RefSeq and is a predicted model, not a curated record. Gene Ontology annotation, cellular component: cytosolic large ribosomal subunit; ribosome.
UAAAGGGUCCUUGCAAUGUCAUAUCCCGGCGUGCUUUGCGGCCGCUCUCCCUUUCGCCGCCAUCUUGGGCCGGAGGCGCGGGGACUGUGGUCCAAAGCCAUUUUUGCUGGUUAUAAGCGUGGCCUCCGAAACCAAAGGGAGCACACUGCCCUUCUGAAAAUUGACGGAGUUUAUGCCCGUGAUGAGACUGAAUUCUACUUGGGCAAAAGAUGCGCCUAUGUAUACAAAGCUAAAAACAACACCGUGACUCCUGGUGGGAAGCCCAACAGAACACGAGUGAUUUGGGGGAAGGUAACGCGUGCACAUGGAAACAGUGGCAUGGUUCGUGCCAAGUUCCGGUCCAACCUUCCUGCUAAAGCCAUUGGACACAGAAUCAGAGUGAUGCUGUAUCCAUCUAGGAUCUAAAUUUUUACUAAAAAUAAAAUUCAGAAAUUGUU